CGCUUGGGGUUGAAAUAUGAAACACAAAAGCAGCGAGGGCUGAAAAAGGCCGGAGAAAAAUGAGAAUAAAGUUUGUCCUCCACACGGAUCAGUUCUUUGGCCAGUGCUGGCUCCGCUGGUCAUCCCCCUCUCCUCGCUCCCCUCCUCCCCCUCCUCCUCCUCCUCUAUCCCCUUCCUCAGGAUUGGUUCCUCUAUCCCUCCCUCUCUGGUAUUCUCUCGCUCACUCGGUUUCUCCACCCCCUCUCUGAGCGUCAUGCAGAGGCAGUUGGUUUGCUCCACCAUGUCUGGGGCUCAGCGAGAGCCGUGAGAGGCUGGUAUUUAGGUCUGUUACGGCAGACAGGGAGCAGCUCACCCAAGGGCAGGGGGAGACAGGGAGUCGGAGACAACAGUCAGCUCAGCCAGGCAGGAACCAGAUCAGCAGUCCAGCUGAGGAGGAAAGAGAGAAAGUAGGACAGUGUCAGGACAGAACAGGCAGACGGAGGGACAGUGAGACAUAAGUGAGGACAGCAGCUCCUGCUAGCUGUUGCUGCCGACUGUUGUUGUCACUGCCUCAGCCAGUGACGUGAGCAGUGGAAGCAGGACAGGACAGGACAGGACAGGACGCAUCCAGGACAGGGGGACAGACAGACUGGUAGUGAUUUUCUCUGCUGUAGGUUGUGGCCGGUGGGAGGGCUGCCAUGUUCGACUGUAUGGAGGCUCUGGGAAUGGGCCCCCGUCAGCUGUAUGAUGUCAGCAGCCGCGGUGCGUGCAUGCUACGGAAGGCAAGCCCCUUCUUUGCGGGGCUGAACCCCUUCGCUUGGACAGGCAGUGCGAGCAUUCAGUCCGUGGAGACCCAGAGCACCAGCUCAGAGGAGAUGGUGCCCAGCUCUCCGUCUCCACCUCCACCGCCUCGUGUCUACAAACCCUGCUUCGUGUGCCAGGACAAGUCCUCGGGGUACCACUAUGGGGUCAGCUCCUGUGAGGGCUGCAAGGGAUUUUUCCGCCGCAGCAUCCAGAAGAACAUGGUGUACACCUGCCACCGAGACAAAAACUGUCAGAUCAACAAGGUCACACGCAACCGCUGUCAGUACUGCAGGCUGCAGAAGUGCUUCGAGGUCGGCAUGUCGAAGGAAGCCGUGCGCAACGACAGGAACAAGAAGAAGAAGGACGUGAAGGAGGAGGUGGUGCUUCCUGAGAGCUACGAACUGAGCGGAGAGUUGGAGGAGUUGGUCAAUAAAGUCAGCAAAGCCCACCAAGAGACGUGCCCCUCCCUCUGCCAGCUGGGCAAAUACACCACCAACUCCAGUGCAGAGCACCGUGUCCAGCUGGAUCUGGGUCUGUGGGACAAGUUCAGUGAGCUGUCCACCAAGUGCAUCAUUAAGAUUGUGGAAUUUGCCAAACGGCUGCCAGGAUUCACCACCCUCACCAUCGCAGACCAGAUCACUCUGCUGAAGUCGGCCUGUCUGGACAUACUGAUGCUGAGGAUCUGUACACGCUACACUCCAGAACAGGACACUAUGACCUUCUCAGAUGGUCUGACUCUGAACCGGACUCAGAUGCACAACGCUGGGUUUGGACCGCUCACAGACCUGGUGUUUGCCUUUGCUGGUCAGCUUCUACCUUUGGAAAUGGACGAUACGGAAACUGGCCUCCUCAGUGCCAUCUGCCUCAUCUGUGGAGAUCGUAUGGAUCUAGAAGAACCCCAGAAAGUGGACAAACUCCAAGAACCUCUACUGGAGGCUCUGAAGAUCUACGCCCGCCGCCGUCGCCCCAACAAACCUCACAUGUUCCCCCGCAUGCUGAUGAAGAUCACUGACCUCAGGGGAAUCAGCACCAAAGGUGCAGAGAGAGCCAUCACUCUGAAGAUGGAGAUCCCAGGUCCGAUGCCGCCUCUGAUCAGAGAGAUGCUGGAGAACCCCGAGGCGUUCGAGGACCAAACAGAGUGCAACGACAGCCCGCCCCCACCUCCGCCUCCGCCACCUCCGCCGCCAGCUACAGUGAAGCAGGAAGCCGAGGACGAGGACGACAGCUGGGCUACGGAAAACGGCAGCGAGCCUUCACCGGAGGAGGAGGACGAGGACGACGAUGAUGACGUGGGAGACGAGGAGAGAGACAGGGGCUCGGACAGUGACGGGGAGUCCUGGGGGGCUCUGGAUGCCAUCGAUGGGGCGAGGAAAGGCCUUUUUGGGAGGGCACAGUGAACACAGCAUUUCAUACACACAAUCACGCACUCACACACACACGUUACACACACACACACACACACACUCAGCACAACCUCACUCACCUUGCCACCUCAAGAACAUGCUGGCCUUCCCUCCUCCCCCCUCCUUCCUCCCCCUUCUGUCUCUAUUUACUGCACAUCACUGUGUCCUCAGCGGAGCACAGCAGAGCCUUAUGUGUACAGACACUUAUAACUCAGGCCACAUGGUCCAUGACGAGUGAACUACAGGAGGAUAAAGGAGAGAUGACAGUGAGGUGUAUGAACUCCUGGUGGAGCGGAGGGGAGCGUUAAUGUGAUGAAAAGAACAGAACCUCUCUGAGAACGCGUUAACGUCUACUUUCUCUGCUUUUUUUUUUUUUUUUUUAGUUUCUUUGUCUUUUUCCAAAAGGGGGAACGGCCAAACCAGACACCAGAACUGAGCAGUUGAUCGUGGUUGGGUUUUUUUUUUGUUUUUUUGUUAUUGUUGUUUUGUUUUGUUUGUUUUUUUAAAGCACAUUUCUCAGAAGCAAACAGGAAUACAGGGCAAAACCAAAUUAAGUAUGCUAAUCUUUUUGUUUUAUUGUGUUAAUCGUUUUCUUUUUUUUUUUUCCAAUUUAUGAAUAAGUCCAUACAUAUCUAUAUAUGCCAUUAUAUUUUGUCUUUAUUUGUUAUUCUGGUUUUAUAUAUGAAUCCUGUAGACAUGUUGUGUUUUUUCCUUGAAGAGCUUUCCUGAGAAGAUAUUCAGAGGGAAAGAUGGGUAAUCAGAACUGGCUGGGUCUUCCUCAUCAGCUGCCGACGCUUGGCCGGGGGCCUUUCUUUUCUUUUCUUUUCUUUUUUUGUUUUUUGGGCACUUUGGCUCACUGUGGACGUCAACGAUAAUCAACCUAGAGGACUAUUGUUAUGUUGCAGUAACUUUAAUUGGUUUCUGUUAUCAGGGAAUUGGCUUCGUUCUAUUUGUUUUUGCUCUUGUUGCAGCCAAUGUUGACACAGACAAUGCUGAAAGUUAGUAUCUUUGUGCCAAAGUUAGAAGUCAUGAUCCGAGCAGGACUGGAGAAGACUACUGGCAGGAAGUCCAGCAGUGAGAGCUCACUCACACUCAUGCACUAACACAGGGGUCUGCAACCUGCAACACCAGAGGAGACCAUUCAAAAAAAAAAACAACAAAAAAAACAAAUAAAAAU
This is a messenger RNA of Cynoglossus semilaevis (tongue sole), 3363 nucleotides long. It is a transcript of the gene rarga, whose product is annotated as retinoic acid receptor gamma a. The record is from RefSeq and is a predicted model, not a curated record. Gene Ontology annotation, biological process: cellular response to corticotropin-releasing hormone stimulus; retinoic acid receptor signaling pathway; regulation of transcription by RNA polymerase II. Bases 678 to 2180 code for a protein of 500 amino acids. NCBI's taxonomy places the organism in Eukaryota, Metazoa, Chordata, Actinopteri, Pleuronectiformes, Cynoglossidae. Gene Ontology annotation, cellular component: nucleus; transcription regulator complex. Gene Ontology annotation, molecular function: zinc ion binding; nuclear glucocorticoid receptor binding; nuclear receptor activity. The transcript is spliced from 8 exons.